CAGCAACGCAAAUGGCGCGAAAAUCUUGCAAUGUUCCGUCACUUUCUCUCACUUUCUCGAUCAUUUCCCUGCUUCUCCACUCUACCCCUUUCGCCGUCGGCCAUGACUACCACGACGCCCUGAGAAAAAGCAUUCUCUUCUUCGAAGGCCAACGUUCCGGCAAACUCCCACCGGACCAACGUGUAAGAUGGCGCAGAGACUCUGCAUUGCACGACGGAGCCACUGCCGGAGUGGACUUAACCGGAGGCUACUACGACGCCGGAGACAACAUAAAAUUUGGUUUUCCAAUGGCUUUCACGGCCACAUUGCUCUCAUGGAGCAUUAUAGACUUUGGUAGGAACAUGGGCUCUGAGCUAGGGAACGCCCUGAGAGCGGUGAAGUGGGCGACGGACUAUCUACUGAAGGCUACGGCAGUAGACGGCGUGGUUUUCGUUCAGGUGGGUGAUCCUUAUUCGGACCAUAACUGUUGGGAGAGACCAGAGGACAUGGAUACUCUGAGGACGGCCUACAAGAUUGAUCGCGAUCGGCCGGGAUCAGACGUCGCCGGCGAGACCGCCGCUGCUUUGGCCGCCGCGUCCAUUGUGUUUAGGUCACGUGACCCUGCUUACUCAAGCCUUCUCCUCGAUCGUGCCGUUAAAGUCUUCGAGUUUGCUGACAACCACCGGGGUGCAUACAGCAGUAGCCUGCACUCUGCCGUUUGCCCUUUCUACUGUGACGUCAAUGGUUACCAGGAUGAGUUGCUGUGGGGAGCUGCAUGGUUGCAUAAGGCAACGAGAAGGCGCGAAUACAGAGAAUAUAUAGUGAGAAACGAGGUGGUUUUGAGAGCAGGGGACACUAUUAAUGAAUUUGGUUGGGAUAACAAGCAUGCUGGGAUUAAUAUACUCAUUUCCAAGGAAGUGUUGAUGGGAAAAGCAGAUGAUCUAAAAUCCUUUCAGAUCAAUGCAGAUGGUUUCAUCUGCUCUUUGUUGCCUGGAAUUUCUCAUCCUCAAGUUCAAUAUUCUCCGGGUGGAUUGAUCUUCAAGGCUGGAGGAAGUAACAUGCAGCAUGUAACAUCCCUAUCUUUUCUGCUUCUGGCAUACUCUAAUUAUCUAAGCCAUGCCAAUCAUGCCGUGCCUUGUGGCGAGACCUCGGCCUCCCCUGCUCUCCUCAAACGAUUGGCCAAGCAUCAGGUGGACUACAUUCUUGGGGAUAAUCCACUUAAAAUGUCGUACAUGGUGGGGUAUGGUGAUCGUUAUCCGCGGAGGAUUCACCACAGGGCCAGUUCUCUUCCCUCCGUGGUGGCCCACCCGGCCCACAUAGGCUGUAAAGCAGGCUCUCGUUACUAUCUAAGUCCAAAUCCAAACCCCAAUCUGUUGGUUGGAGCUGUUGUUGGUGGGCCCAACAGUACUGAUGCCUUCCCUGACUCAAGGCCCUUCUUUCAGGAGUCAGAGCCCACAACAUAUAUAAAUGCACCGUUGGUGGGCCUUCUGGCAUACUUUUCAGCCCACCCUUGAUUUCAUUGCAGAAUGUAAAAGAGAGAAUGUAGUGGUGGGCAAAGGUCACCCUAUCUAUCAUUGUACUAGAUUCCAAUUGUUCCUAUCCAUUGAAUGAAAGAAAAGUAGUAUGUCAAUGUUUCCAAC
Molecule: messenger RNA, 1619 nt
Organism: Ilex paraguariensis (yerba mate)
Lineage: Eukaryota; Viridiplantae; Streptophyta; Magnoliopsida; Aquifoliales; Aquifoliaceae
Source: the annotation of a GenBank genome assembly